Messenger RNA from Anguilla anguilla (European eel), 1568 nucleotides. RefSeq names its product PAK1 interacting protein 1 (gene pak1ip1). The coding region runs from base 74 to 1174 and encodes 366 amino acids. Gene Ontology annotation, molecular function: protein binding. The record is from RefSeq and is a predicted model, not a curated record. The transcript is spliced from 10 exons. Lineage: Eukaryota; Metazoa; Chordata; Actinopteri; Anguilliformes; Anguillidae.
GCAUAUCUCAGGUCUCCACGUAAGUGUCGUGACGUCAUCAACAGUACAGUAUUGCCAAACGUGAGUUUUCAACAUGGAACAUGAGGUGGAGCUGAUAGCUGGAAGUUAUGAACAAAUUGUUUUUGGAUAUAAGGUGGACAUAGGUGAAAAGGAAUGGUCACUGAAGGCUGACUUCACGCAUCACUCACACACAGCAUCCUUGUCUGCUCUCGCCGUCAGCGACAGAUUCGUGGCAACGGGCAGCAAAGACGAAACCAUCCAGUUGUACGACUUGAAAAAGCGUGUCGAACACGGCGUAUUGCUUCAUCACGACGGUACAAUUUCAUGUCUGGAGUUCUAUGGCGCUUCUCACUUGCUGAGUGGAGGAGAGGAUGGGCUUCUGUGUGUCUGGAGUACCAAGAAGUGGGAGUGCCUGAAAACCAUUAAAGCUCACAAGGGUCAUGUCACAUCUCUGUCUGUGCAUCCGUCAGGAAAACUCGCCCUGUCUGUGGGAACGGAUAAGACCCUCAGGACAUGGAAUCUUAUAGAUGGCCGAUCAGCAUUCAUCAAAAACAUAAAGCAAAAUGCACAUAUAGUCAUGUGGUCCCCUGCUGGAGAUAAGUACAUUGUGGUUGUGAAUGGUAAAAUAGAUAUUUACAGCGUAGAGACUGCAUCAGUGACUGCAACCAUAACAAACCCAAAGAGAAUCUCCUCUGUGAAGUUCCUGAAUGAUGUCAUUCUGGCAGUUGGAGGCGAUGAGGAGACUGUGAGGCUGUAUGACAUCGGCACUAAGAAGAGCAUCUGCGAGUUCAAGGCCCAUGAGAACAGAGUGAAAGCACUGGACAGUUUCACAGUGGAGGAUUACUGUGUCCUUGUGUCAGCCUCAAAUGAUGGAUUCAUCAAAAUUUGGAAACUUCAUCUUGAUCAGGUGCUGGAGCCACCAGCCCUCCUGGGGGAGGUGAACAGCACAGCGAGGUUAACCUGCCUGGCGGUGUGGCGGCCAGGCCCGCUGCAAGAGUCCACAGGAGAAGGGAAAGUGCAGGCCUCAACCUCCCAAGCCACGGAAUGUGAACUAGAGCCCACAAAAACAAAGAGGAUCAGGAUUUCUACAGAGGAAGUGGUAAUUGAAGACGACAGCUGCACCAAGAAGACAAAAAUGGAAAAUAUCAAAAAGAAAAAGCAAAAAACAAAAUAAAGCUGUGCCUGUUUUUAAAUAUUUUGGUUCUUAUUUUGGCUUUGAAAAGUUUUCAGUUCUGAGAAAAUGGAUCCGCUGUUGAAAAUUACAGCUUCAAACUGAAGCUGGCCAGAGCUGGUAUCUUAAUGGUUAAGCUGGUAAGACGAUUACUAACUGCUGUGAGUUCAAGCUUGUGGAUUUCCUUUUUAUGUAGCAGUAGGAAAAAUGUUCACCAGUCUUGACCAUCCUGAAUAGAAAUUGUUAGUUUUCUGCAGUCUUCUGAAAAAAUGUAUAACACUGCCUAUUAUGUCUUACUAAAUGUUUGUCAAUCAUCAACACAACAUAAUAAAAUUAGGAUUUAAUAAUGGUUCUGAUAAAAGUCUGAAUUAAAACAGGUUAUUACAAUUUUGUAUAA